AUGGGUUGCUGUGGCAGUAAAAACCUACCUCUAUCAGGGAACAUACUGAUACUGGGGAAGCCAUUUGAAGACAUCAAAAAGCUUUACAGAUUAGGGAAGGUACUUGGCAAAGGUAGUCUUGGGAAGACGACGACCUACAUGUGCCAGGAGAUUUCCACAGGCAAACGGUACGCCUGCAAAUCCAUACCAAAGAAGAAGAUAAGCAACAAAGAAGCUGUCAAAAAAGAGAUUCAGAUCAUGAAUCAAGUUUCAGGACAUGACAACAUCGUGGAGAUCAAGGCCGUGUACGAGGAUGCAGAGUCAAUACACAUAGUGAUGGAACUGUGCGGUGGUGGUGAGCUAUCUGAUAGGAUCGAAGCGAAUAGCUAUUACUCGGAGAAGGACUCUGCUGGAAUCUUGAGUUCGAUUGUGAACGCUUUGCAGAUUUUUCACUCGAUUGGUGUGAUUCAUCGUGAUGUCAAGCCCAAAAACUUCCUCUUCUUGAGUGAGGAUGAUGAUGUUCUGCUCAAAGCUAUCGGUUUUGGAUCUUGUGUUUACAUCAAAGAAGUUACAGGAAUAGAAUUGAAAGGUGAAGUUGGUAGUAAACACUACGUUGCUCCUGAAGUAUUACGAGGGAGAAGCUCCGGGAAAGAAAUCGACAUUUGGAGCGCAGGUGUUAUAUUGUACCAGCUACUCUGUGGAAAACAACCAUUUGAGACUGAAGAUGAGAUUAGACAAGGAACAUUUGAUUUGGAGAGCCAACCAUGGCCUUGUGUAUCUAUGAGCGCCAAAGAUCUUAUCAAGAAGAUGCUCACCAAUGAUCCAAAGAAACGAAUCUCUGCUUCAGAUGUUCUUGAACAUCCAUGGAUCAAAAGCGAAGCUGCAAAUAAUCAUACUGAUCAUUUUCUUGUAUCGCGUAUGAAGCGAUUUGGAAGUAUGAGCAAGCUUACGAAGCUAGCCUUUAAGGUUAUCGCAGAGGGUCUAGCGGAAGAGGAAGUCAAAGAUCUUAAAACACGGUUUAAGGAUAUGGAUAUUGACCAAAGCGGAUCAAUCACUUAUGGAGAACUCAGAGCCGGAUUGAGUAUACCUGAAAAAGAACUCUCUAUGAAUGAAGCUAAGCAACUCAUGGAAGCCGCUGAUCUUGAUGGAAAUGGAAGAAUGGACAUAGAAGAGUUUGUCUCAGCGACGAUGGAGAGACAAAUAUUGGAUAAAGAUGAAAAUGUUCACAAAGCAUUCCAACACUUUGACAAAGACGGUAACGGGUAUAUAACGAAGGAUGAAUUGGAGAGGGUCAUGAUGGAGCAUGGUGUGAGAGGUGAACCUAAUGCCAAAGAAAUGAUAUCAGAAGCUGAUAAAGAUAAUGAUGGGAGACUAGACCAUGAGGAAUUUUGUACGAUGAUGAGAAGAAAUAGGAAAUUGCAGCCACAAGGGAAACUUCUUGGAAUCCAUUAA
Messenger RNA from Microthlaspi erraticum, 1431 nucleotides. Lineage: Eukaryota; Viridiplantae; Streptophyta; Magnoliopsida; Brassicales; Brassicaceae. The record is from the annotation of a GenBank genome assembly.